GAAGGUACACUCAAAGUCAAUGAUUCCAGAUAACAGCUCAUUUAAAACACUGUCCAGGGAGGGAACAGAUCAUGAUUGCUACAGCCCUGUUUUCAGCCUGUAUACUAGCCUGCUUUUGUGUUCAUGGCAACGAAAGGUGGCAGGAGUCCAACCAGCCUCAGAAUGAAGUGAAGGAGAAUCUAAAGGAGUUCCCUGCGACCACAAUACACCCUGUCUUUCACUGCCCAGACAUGAGCCCCUCCCCCAUGGUUCCCACCUCAGUGGAGUUGGUGAAAGCUGCAGAUAUCAAAGUCAUAGCAGCUCUGGGGGACUCUCUAACGACAGCUAUUGCUGCCAAUGGCUCCACCAUUCUGUCAGUCCCUGUUGAAUAUCGGCAUGUUUCAUGGAGUAUUGGAGGUUAUGGAACUUAUCAAGAUGUCAUCACACUUGCAAACAUUUUCAAGCUGUUUAACCCCGAGCUGCUGGGUCCGGCUCCACGGUGGACGCUCCAUGGCUUCCCUACUAGCAUCAAUGAGACAGGAUUCAACUUUGCUGUGACAGGACACAACUCUCUGAAUGUCUCUGACCAGACCAGACAUAUGAUCGACACGUUUAGGUCCUACCCAGGUCUGAACUACAAAGAAGAUUGGAAGCUGGUGACAGUCCUUAUUGGAAUGAAUGACAUCUGUGAUUAUUGUAAAAACAAAACUCUCUUCUCAGCGGACAACUUCAUCUACUACAUGACAGAGAUGCUUGACACAAUGAUGAAUGAGGUCCCUAGGAUGAUAGUGAACAUCGUUCAGAUCCUUCCCAUGGAGACUCUCAGAGAAGUUCAGAGGCCCUCCAUCGGCUGUGAGCUCCAAAAGAGGUUCUGCUCCUGCUUGGUGUUACCAGAGGAUAACUCUACUGACCUGAAGGAACUUAUAGAACUCAACUUUGAAUUUCAGUGGAGGCUGGAGAAGCUUCUGGAAAGCGACCGCUUCUUCAAAGAGGACUUUGCUGUGGUUCUGCAGCCCUAUCUUCAAAACGCCCAGCCACCAAGACUGCCUGAUGGAAAAAUAGAUCUCAGCUUUUUCACCGCAGACUGUUUCCACUUCAGAGUGAAGGGCCACGAGGAGCUGGCCAAGGGUUUAUGGAACAACAUGUUCCAACCGGAGGGACAAAAAGAGUUGGUGUACACAUUCUCAAACCCUGUCAAACUCAUCUGCCCAACCAAGGACCAUCCUUACAUCUACACAAGACCCAGAGCUGUGUCUGCAGGACCACCACUGACCCUCCACAUGCCCAUGGUCAUCUCCCUUCUACUCCUUACAAUGUCUGCAAUCUACUGAUCUACAUGACUUUUUCCAAUGGGCUGAUAAUCCACAUGACUGUUUCCAAUGGGAACAAAGUGAGACAGGGAACAAAGUGAGGAGCAGACAGAUAUAGAGGGGUAAUCGGGGGGUAAUCAGAGGGGUAAUCAACAAAGUAAUGGAGUCCAAUAUUGCGCAGCUGCGCAUAAUGAUGGUGACAGGUGUGUGUAAUGAAGGGCAGCCUGGCGCCCUUGAGCGCCAGAGAGGGGGAGCGGGAGCAAGCGUGACACAGAUCAGCUUUGCAAUAAAUAACUUCAGCCAGACCCCCUUUCACUCGCAGAGGGGAACUGGUGGGGGGUUGACAGCUCACACCCUGUUGUAAAUCAAAGACAAGAACAUUCAACUUGAACACGUUCUAAAGCGAAUACUGGAACAUUAUUUCUAACAGAGAACGUGGGGUCAGAGGUGAUCUAAAGAAUAAUAAUGUGAUUUGGUUGUUAUUUUGUGAUGUCAUUAAAAAUAUUAUAGAGGAAAUACUGUAAAUUGAAAAGUAUACACAGUA
Oncorhynchus nerka (sockeye salmon) is the source of this 1833-nucleotide messenger RNA. RefSeq names its product phospholipase B1, membrane-associated-like. The record is from RefSeq and is a predicted model, not a curated record. The coding region runs from base 72 to 1310 and encodes 412 amino acids. Gene Ontology annotation, cellular component: brush border membrane. The transcript has 16 exons. Gene Ontology annotation, molecular function: retinyl-palmitate esterase activity; phosphatidylcholine lysophospholipase A1 activity; A2-type glycerophospholipase activity. Gene Ontology annotation, biological process: phospholipid metabolic process. Lineage: Eukaryota; Metazoa; Chordata; Actinopteri; Salmoniformes; Salmonidae.